Molecule: messenger RNA, 1276 nt
Organism: Durusdinium trenchii
Lineage: Eukaryota; Dinophyceae; Suessiales; Symbiodiniaceae
Source: the annotation of a GenBank genome assembly
GUUUCUUUGUAACUCCAUUCUUCCAUCAGUACUUGGCGAGAGUUGCCAUCGGAGAUCGCGACUUCAAUGGCCUUGGCGCCACAUACAGAGAGCGGUGGCCAGCGUUGGCUGGUGGUCGACACCGAUGCAGGUGUGGAUGAUGCCUUUGCACUGUGCAUGGCCUUGAAGUUAGCCGAGAAAAGCCACUUUGUGCUGAAACUCAUCACCUGCUGCUUCGGCAAUUGCUCGGUGGAGCAGGUAGGUAUGAAUGUGGCCAAGUGCGGACCGAGUCCGUCACCUUGCCGGGCCCCGCUGCUAGUGGCGCCAAAAGCAACCUUGCCGGGUCUUCACGCCUGUGAGGUGCCUCCCUCAUUGAUUCGGGUGGUCCUGGGAGCCAGUGGGCCGCUGAAACAGCAGGAGGCCUCCAAUGCCACCCACUUCCACGGCAAUGAUGGGCUAGGGGACGCCACGCCGCCCUUGGACGCCGCCUUCCUGACUGCGAUCGGAGCCGUCGGCUUCGGAGCUGCGGUGACAGCCUUGCGAGAGCUUUUGGCAGUGGCGAAAAAGGAGGGCGCCGAGGUGACGCUCGUGACCCUAGGGCCGCUGACCAACUUGGCCUCGGCGUUGAAGGAAGAUGCGGAGCUGCCUUUGUUGCUGCAUGACUUGGUGGUCAUGGGCUGUUGCGGCAACGGCAGAGGGAACCACGGGCGUGUCACCGAGUUCAACAUCCAUGCAGACCCCGAGGCAGCCGCCGAAGUCUUUGCCAGGUCCUGGCCGCAGCUCACGGUGAGCAGUUGGGACUUGACGGUCUUCGCCACCGUGCCGUGGCCUCGCUUCGACCAGCUGCUCCGCUCGGAGACCCAGGUUGGCAAGUUUUUGGCAGCCAUCAGCCAGUUGCCGUAUGUGCAGAAGCGGCAGACGAGCUCCUGUAGCCGUGGCAGUCAUCAGAGCUGUUGGGCUUUCUUGGCUUCUUCGGUGCUGGAACUUUGUGCUCCAGUGCUGCGACACGUAGAGCAUCCGGCUGGCACAGGCUUCUGGCAGUUGCAAUCCCAACCUGGAGCCAUUAUUUGUGAUGCCAUCACAAUGGCCAUGGUGCUCCAACCAGAGAUAAUUUUGCGCAGUCGGCUGGUCCAUAUCGAGGUGGAGCUGUCAGGGGCCAUCACGCGUGGACAGACCGUGGUGGACUGGGGCACGUGCUUUGAUGGCGCUCAUCGUCCAAAGCACCUGCGCUGGGUCGAGGAGGUGGACAUGGAGCUCUUCUACCGGAUGCUCCGGGAGACCAUGACCUGACGCCGAA